AUGUCGCCUGGGGGGCUCUACAUUCUGAAGGCCUACUGGAAGUCUGAAAUUCGCCUCUUCAAGCUCAUCCAUCGACGGUCAGCUGUAAAUCCCGCUGUGGGCUGCAUCUGCGGCGAGCAUUCACGACCCAAGACUGGACGUUUGUCACGCUCCCUUUCGCUCCUAGGAUCAAACCUUAUGUCGUGUUUCUGCUUCCCAAUUGGCACGUCUCUAGUCAUUACGGAGGAGGGUUCUCCCAGGUUACCGGAAUCAGAGACGGACGGGAAUUCGGAAACAUCCCUCGAAGGCUUAGUCGAUAAAUACUCCAACACAACACAGGUUGUCCCUUACCGUCACCCAACACCAAGCUCGCCUGUUUCGUGUGGCCUGCCCUCCCGUCGCACCUCCCCCUCCCGGGCCAACAUGGAAUCCCCUCCUCCCCCGUUCAUGGAUUUUGAACGGUAUGGCCUUGACCUAUCCCUUGUUCCCGAGGUCCUAGACGGAUAUACCAAGUUUUUUCUACCGGGGAGUAUUGCUCAGUUACCCAACACUGAGCCUGUCCUGGAAGGGUUCAGCCCUCAGGUGGCGCAGAGUUCAAGGUUUCAAGCAACGCCAGAUGGACGGGUUACCCAAAGAAGCACAAGUCGAGGGUCUGGCUACAACGUGGCAGCCAACCACACUCCUUUUGCGACGCCGUCGACACCUCGCUCCCAACUGUCGAUCCCAGUUACAUUAGGUGGUCAAUCCCGUUUCAAUACGCUUCCUCCAGCGUACACUUUCAGAGGGAACUAUGGAGGGGAUAGUACAUCCUUCCACCAUUCGAAUGCUCCACCUCCUCAACCCAUACCAGCGCAGGCCCAGCCCAUUCCUGUGGCUAUUGAUUACAACCAACUGACUCGAGCCGUCCUCAGCUUGGAAGUCGAGAAAGAAUUGAAGCAAGUCGCACAAACGGCAGCUCACAAGGCUGUCGAGGAAGUCACCCAUCGGUGUGUACAGGAAUACAUGUCGGCCGGAAGCUCGUCUCAAUCAAGCUCUUCGGAGCGGGAUCGGUGGUUCAGUCGUAAAAAAUCGAAGAAGGCGAAACAAGGCGCUGGCGAUAGACCUCACAUCAUACCGUUCAACAUAUAUCAAGAUUUCGUACCCUCAACUGUCGACGCUCGCUACAACUCUCACUCCAUCGGCCACGUUCCGUCCGCCCGCUGUCCUCUCUGCCUGUCUGGAAUCUGUCGCAUUUGCCAGGUACCUUGCGGCUACGAGGGCGGGUGCGACCUCUGCGACCAGAGGUUGUAUAGGCGAAUCAAAGCGCAAUGCCAGUCGCACGGGAACUGA
Messenger RNA from Coprinopsis cinerea okayama7#130, 1308 nucleotides. RefSeq lists its product as hypothetical. The record is from RefSeq and is a predicted model, not a curated record. The coding region runs from base 1 to 1308 and encodes 435 amino acids. The transcript has 6 exons. NCBI's taxonomy places the organism in Eukaryota, Fungi, Basidiomycota, Agaricomycetes, Agaricales, Psathyrellaceae.